Molecule: messenger RNA, 1307 nt
Organism: Nyctereutes procyonoides (raccoon dog)
Lineage: Eukaryota; Metazoa; Chordata; Mammalia; Carnivora; Canidae
Gene: C4BPB
Product: complement component 4 binding protein beta
Exons: 7
Coding region: 285-1052 (255 amino acids)
Source: RefSeq, a predicted model, not a curated record
CACAAUGGACCCUGGCAAGUUCUAAAACUGAGUUUUAAAACUGGCAGCUCGUCAAGCCACCAGAAUCCCUCCCUGUACUAACUUCCUCAUAGCUGUUCUUAUUUUCUGUUGUAGGAUUUUUUUUUUUUUUUAAUUCUUUCCAGGGAAGAGAAAUCAGGACAACCUCUUAACCUCUUCCCUGGAAAGGAGGUAUCGCAGGCAGUGUUAGAAGAUCUGCUUUGAUCCGAACAAGGUGUUGGCUGGUUUGGGUUAAUCCCAGCCUGGCUCAAGCAACCGAUCACGAAAUGUUUUUUCGGUCCGUGUGCUAUCUCGUGGCUGUGUGGCUGAUUCCUGCCUCAGAUGAGAGCUGUUCAGAACUUCCUCCAGUGGGAAAUAGCAUAUUCGUUGCAGAGGAGUCAGAAGGACAAAUUCAGGGUAUUUAUGUCUGUAUCAAGGGCUACCACCUGGUCGGAAAGAAAACCUUUUUUUGCAAUGCCUCUCUGGAGUGGAACGCCCCCGUUCCCACAUGUCAAUUGGGCCACUGUCCUGUCCCUGUGCUGGUGAAUGGUACCUCCAGUUUCCUGGGUCCUGUGAAUGUGGGUGACAAAAUCACUUUUGAGUGCAAUGAGCACUACAUCCUCAAGGGCAGCAGUUGGAGUCAGUGCCUGGACAACCACACCUGGAUGCCUCCCUUGCCUACCUGUAAAAGCAGAAACUGUGGCCCUCCUGAGAAUCCAGCUCAUGGCUAUUUUGAAGGGAGAGAUUUCAGCUCAGGAUCUACCAUUACUUAUCACUGUGAAGAGGGAUACCACUUAGUGGGCACACAGGACCAACAGUGCAUUGAUGGGGAGUGGAACAGUACACUUCCAGUCUGUAAAUUGAUCCAAGAAACUCCCAAACCGACUCCACAGACCGAGUGUGAGAAGACAAUUUUUGCCUUUCAGAAGGACAUAGAAUAUUGCAAAGCCAUAAAAGACUUUAUGCAAAGACUAAAGGGAAAUGGCUUAACAAUGGAGGAGCUAAAACAUUCUCUGGAAAUAAAGAAAGCUGUGUUGGUGGCCAAAAUGUCCUGACAUUGUAGCUGAGCAGACUGGAGGGCAGAAGAAGCAAGAAUCCUGAGGUAGUGUAGGUUUUCCUAUCAGGAUGCCAUAUUGAGAUGAUACGACAAGCUUCUCCCAUCUCUCACUCUGACCUCUACCAAACCACAUAGGAAAUUUGGAUGAAAUACAAACAAAAUACAGAAGAGAACUUGAAAUAAUGGAAUCUCCCUAGAUGAAGUUAUGAAGAAGAAUAAGAAACAGGAAUAAGAAAUUCGCAAGUAGGGACAC